AUCGUUCCCGUUCCGUGUUUCAAACAAASGCCCAGACGUCUCUUCACACCACCAAACCCCAACCGAGACCUCUUGUAAUUCGCUAGACCGACCGACUUUUUGCACGYGCCAUUUCUCGUUUCUCGUUUCGAACCUAGCACUACGCACUACGCACACACAAAACACACCACGCCCCAKUCUUUCCCACCACGAACAUGAACGAGGGCAAGAUGAUCAUGGCACUCACCGAACAAGAGAAGAUGCGAGCGGCCGCCAAGCUCCACCUAUCCACCGGAGAGGCACUCCUGGCUGCAGCCGGAGGCUCCGAGACCUCGUCGCUCUUUCCCCAAGAAUCCUCGGUCUUUGGCCGGAACGCGGGGUACUCCUCGAUGGYCAACCCGAUGGCGGCCAGGGGACUCCCAUCGUCGAUGUACGACGGCCUGGGAUCCUCCUUUACGGACCGGUCCCUCCUCAUGGGAAUGUCGAGCGGAAUCUCCAAUCCGUCGAACCCCCUCUCCGACAUGGGAAACAGCCUGGGAAUGGGAGGCAUGGGAAGCAUGGGAGGCAUCGGAGGGAUGGGCGGAAUGGGAAGCGUCUUAGGCCCGGGCCACAGGGACCUCUUCUCCGGCGCCGACAUCCUCUCCGCCGUCGAUCGAAACCAGAUGAGAAUGGAGCGCAUGAUGCUCAUGCGGCAGCGGGAAUCCAUGAUGCUGGCGUCGAGGGCGGAGGCCUGGCAGMUGGGAAUGAAGAUGCGAUCGGUCAGCACCUCGGUCGUGACGCCGGGCAGCGAGCUCGACAGCGAGAGCACCCUCGCCGCCCUCGGAAACUCGAUGCGGAAGAAGUCCUCCCCCUACAUCGACGCCUCGGCCAUGGCGGACCCCCCGGAGUUCGAGCUCGCGAGGCGCCGGACGCGGGGCGGCGUCACGGAGCCCUUCCCCGAGAAACUCCACCGGAUGCUCCUCGAGAUCGAGAAGGAAGGAAACGGGCACGUCAUCUCCUUCUUUCCCCACGGCCGCGCCUUUGGGAUCCACGACUCGGACGCCUUUGAGUCGAAGAUCAUGCCCAAGUAUUUCAAGCAGUCGAGGCUCAGCAGCUUCCAGCGCCAGCUGAACCUCUACGGGUUCACCCGGAUCGUCUCGGGACCGGACAGCGGGGGGUACUACCACGAGCUCUUUCUCAAGGGGAGGCCCGCCCUCUGCACCCACAUGCGCCGGGUGGGCAUCCCGAAGGGRGUCGACCGCCGGAAAAUCAAGGCCACCCUCAACAARAAGGAGCCGGACUUUUAUUCGAUGCGGCCGAGCCUCUGAUUGGGACGGGCUCGCUCUGGCUACGCUCCCGGCGAUCCGCUAKGGCAGAAACACGGGGUUCCACGGAAGCGCUACCACGCUUUCGUACAACAAAUGUAACAASUUCUACUACUGUACUAAUCAUUUAWAUUCUGCAUCAUUUAACUAAACUAAAACGAAACCU
Molecule: messenger RNA, 1449 nt
Organism: Pseudo-nitzschia multistriata
Lineage: Eukaryota; Bacillariophyta; Bacillariophyceae; Bacillariales; Bacillariaceae
Source: the annotation of a GenBank genome assembly